This is a messenger RNA of Phycomyces blakesleeanus NRRL 1555(-), 1302 nucleotides long. RefSeq lists its product as hypothetical. NCBI's taxonomy places the organism in Eukaryota, Fungi, Mucoromycota, Mucoromycetes, Mucorales, Phycomycetaceae. The coding region runs from base 40 to 1302 and encodes 420 amino acids. The transcript has a single exon. The record is from RefSeq and is a predicted model, not a curated record.
CAUAAAAAAAAAGAACACGACACCUAGUGCAGAAGUAGCAUGAUUGACAGUGGCAAAGACAAGCCUAAACGACCUCUUUCUCUGUCCACAACCAUGAUGCGUGUAUUUCGCUCCAAGGGCUGGGUGUUCCCUCUCUUGAGUGUCCUUGCUGUUAUCUAUUUCGUAUUAUUCUUCUCAUCGUCACCCAUUCCCGAAAAUACAAUACUUGAGACACCUCCUCCACCACAUCCUCUCAGUCGGCUCACCCAAGAACGUAGAGCAUUAUUAGCAUCAGUCCUCGCACACAUUCGAAUUGGUUACGUAGCCAACCGUACCCCUGAUACUGACACUCCUCCCCUUGUGGUCAUUUAUCGAUGCAAAGAAACUAAAUGUGAAUUUGCUUUGAAUCUAAAGGCCAUUAGCACAGCUUAUUUGUUUGCAAUGCUUCAAGAAGGAGCUGCAAUGGGGUUCUUGAUGGGUAACAUUCCUUUGCAGUGGGAAUGGUAUUUUGAGCCUGUGCCACGGUAUAUGGCUCUUUCAACUCAACAAACAUCCAUGUACCGAGAGAGAGCCAAUCCAGAGACUAUUUACAGUAUGGAAAUUUCUACACAAGUAUUGGCCAAUACAGACUUUGCCAGUCAAUUUCGAUCCAAACAGGUUCGAAUUCUAGAGGCAACACAUUGGGGAAGGUGGACUGCUCUCAAGACCAGCCAGUGGAUGAAGCCAAUGCGGGGUAAAUACCGGAUCGACGAGUUGAGCGAAUCAGAAUGGUUUUGGGUGGCCAGUAGAUUGUUAUUCAACCCUACAGAUUGGUUGCUUGAACAGCUCAAGCCAUUUGAGAUGCUUUUAGGCGGGCAUUUGAGAUGGUCAGAUUCUUUGGCGCUCCAUGAUCCUACCAGCUACAUCGCACCUUCUGUUUCUCGGUGGCUACGAAUUGGAUUGCGUGGAGAUUCUAUUCUCAAAAGUUGUCUUGUUCAACAAAUAGAAAGUCUUUGUGGCAAUAUUCCAAAGAAUAUGUGCCAUGUCUUUGUAUCAUCUUCCACUGCAGGCGAUCUUCACGAUCUUCUGAAGACUCUCAAGGCGUAUGCAACUGUUUAUGUUCUACCAGAUGCAUUCGGGUUCUCAUCGAGUACCAAUGGAGAUCAGAGGAUGCUUUAUGUGCGUCCAUUUCUGGAGUGGACUAUCCUGUCUCGCAUGGAUAGGCUUUUAGGGCCACUUAAUGAUGAAUUUUUCCAGAGCUCCGCAUGGGCAGCUCAAGUUCACACAGAUCUUGUUUCUGUUAAUCACAUGGGAUGCCAUUUCAAAGUAUUGGAAUCAUGGUAA